This is a messenger RNA of Drosophila bipectinata, 1237 nucleotides long. RefSeq names its product Tetraspanin 42Eg (gene Tsp42Eg). Lineage: Eukaryota; Metazoa; Arthropoda; Insecta; Diptera; Drosophilidae. Gene Ontology annotation, cellular component: plasma membrane. The record is from RefSeq and is a predicted model, not a curated record.
AUGUACGAACCGGGUAAAUGGUUAACGGAUAAGAACAGCGAAGACCAGCGAACCGCCAAACGACAAACUAUCAGUAGCAGAAACACAAGCAAAAUAACAUGAACCGGGUUUGGGUUACCCCGCGCAACCGUUAGAAAACUCCAAAUAUUUUCCGAUUGUCAAUAAACCGCGCGUUGUCAACCAACAAGGAUUUUAUAAAUCGCCUGACCGCUAUCAAAUAAUAUUGGAUUAUAAAAAAAUGGCUUGUUCCACAAACGUAUUAAAGGGGUUCUCCCUGUUCUGGGACAUCAUCUAUGCUCUGUUCGGUCUGGUUGUGAUUGGCCUUGGAGUCCACGUUAUUUACAAAUUCGAGCACUUCAACACGGCAGCCUUCGUCAUCAUUGGCCUGGGCGUGAUCGUGGUUCUGACCGCCCUCUUCGGAGCUCUGGGAGCGGCACGUGAGAGCAGCAAUGUAUCCAAGGUGUUUGUUUUCAUUUUGGUGGUCCUAAUUGUGCUGCAAGUUCUUGCUGUGGGUUUCCUUUGGGCCUUCCAAACAUCUCUGCUCAUAAACGUGGACAAAACCUUCGACACACUGUGGAAUGACCAGCCACUGCCCAUUAAGCCAGGAAACCAGAGCCAGAUCGCCAGUUUGGAGCGUUGGUUGGACUGCUGUGGCAAUGUGGGUCCCAGUGACUAUAUUCUUGCUCCAAAUAGUUGCUAUAAUGAAGAAUCGGGCAGGUUGAAUAUGGAUGGAUGUAGGCAAAGGUUUAUAGACUAUAUUGCUGAAAAAUGGGACGAAUUCAAUAUUGUGGCCUUGGUGCUAGUCGGUGUGGAGGUUAUUUGCGCCCUGCUGGCCUACGUUCUGGCCAACAGCAUUGUGAAUCGCUGGCGGCGCUCAAAAUACUACCAGAAGUAGACACUUCGUCUUGAAUUUUUGAAAUUAUUGCAUUUCAAAAGUCCAGCUCCAAGAUGCACAUAUGUACAUACUUAAGGCCAAAGAAUUCUCCAUUCAUACGAAAAACAAAAAACUUCAAAUGCAAACUCAAUAGAGAUUCCAAAACAAGUUUACUUAAGCGAUGUGAGGCAGUGAUGCUAUUUUAUUUAUCACUUUGAACAAAUGUAAUGUAAUAUUUAAACGGAACACAACCAUUUACAUUGUAAUUUAAUCUACACUAAGAUUGACCUAAGAAUCAAGUUUUGUUUUUGUAAACAACUAUGUUUCAAAAAGCCAAGCCCAAAUAAAAAAUUGUUCAUAGUC